Messenger RNA from Mucor mucedo, 3222 nucleotides. RefSeq lists its product as uncharacterized. The record is from RefSeq and is a predicted model, not a curated record. The coding region runs from base 1 to 3222 and encodes 1073 amino acids. The transcript has 11 exons. NCBI's taxonomy places the organism in Eukaryota, Fungi, Mucoromycota, Mucoromycetes, Mucorales, Mucoraceae.
AUGAUAAAUAACGACAAAAACAAUACACCUUCAGCAACGGCUUAUACGGCCGCUGUAUCUGCUGCUGCAAUCGCCACAUCCGAUAACGAUCAUACAAGCACCAGACAAAAGCGAAAUAAGUUCUUAUCUCUUUUUCCUUCUUCCAAAGACGAAGGUAAUAAUUCGAAUAACAUGAAGUGGAUAGCCUCCGGUUGCACCAAUAACAACAAGACCCAGACAAUACAGUGUACACCUUCUACGUCAUUUUACGGAAGCCCCACUACAACGUCCUCCACAAUGACAACUUCAUCUUCUUCAUCUUCAACCGUUUGUCCUUCUCCCAUCCCGACAAUGUUAAAACCUCAAUUCAGAGUGACGAAUCCCUCUUGCAAGCCAGAUUAUGCAAACCUUCGAAAACAUUUUUCAAAAUUUCAAAGUAAAUCAAAGCACCGAACUGAUAUUCUAAAAUUACAGUUGUUACCUUGGCUGAGGAAGUAUGUGAUUAAUUUGCGUAUUCAACAACAAACGGAUUACAAAGAAGAAAGUGGACUAUGGGGUUUGAAGACGAUAUCCAAGGAGAAGAAAGAAUUGCAAUUCGGAAGAUCUGUUCUACUGAGAUGGUGGAGGUCGUUAUUAAGCACCAUGCUUCUUAUUGAAAAUGAUGAGAGAUGCUUGUAUUAUGAAAGUAUUUUAGAAAUUAUUACAAGAUGUGAAUUUUUAGAUUUUGAUUAUAAUGGGCCAAAUGACUAUACUCAGUGGUGUAAACCUAAUGAUGCCCCUCAUUUGACUUUAAUCGAUGAAUACCGCCAGCUUUUAAGUACUACCUUAAAAUAUGCAUUAGACAGAUUAAAUCAAAAAGCAGUAUACUCCAAUAUGAUUUCAUUUUGUGCUAAAAUACUAGCCCUUUGUUAUUUUAAGAUUCCAGGUCUAGCUUCAUCUUUGUUACAAGCGUUGAACAUACGACCUGCAAUAAUGAAGAGAUUGCGCAAUGAAAUGUCAGAUGGAUCUUCACAGGAGCAUCUUCACUACAAAGAAAAUUUAAAACUCGUGUUUCCAACUUACCUACACCAGUUACUAACACCUGAUGCAUCAAAUUAUCAAAAUCAUUUUGCAACUAUCAAAAGCCAGAAGACAAAAUUACCAAUAAGUUUAGCCGGGAAUUGGAUCAGGAGAUGGCAAAGUGAUGAUAGCGAGCUAUUUUUUUCAUUCUAUCGACAUUAUCAUAGUACAUUGAAGCUCUACAUUAUUGCGGUUUAUCCUACCGUCAGUCGUCAGCAGCUUCAUCAGCGAAAUUCCAUACUAAUGGCAUCUCCUGGUUACAUGUAUUUUGCCGCAUUCUUUGCAGGCAAGGUGGACUCAUUAAUCAACAGAGAGAUACAUUCAGUGACAACAGUGGUGGAUCAGCAACUGGUUGCAAACAAUCAUAGGAAAAGCAACUUUCUAUCAUCUACUCUCGCCCCUGUAGACAAUAUUCCAAUGAUUGAUGAGACUAGACCAUUUUUGUUCAAUAGUGGGAAUCAUGACUAUACUACUGCAGCAAAAUCUCAUCAAAAUAUUCCCACAGGAAAACCGAAACCUUUAGAAAUGGCAACUAAAAGAUAUGCUGAAUGUAUGACUUGGUGCAUCGUAGCAGCUGACCCAUCGGGAUUGUACCAUGAUAUGAUUAAUGUAUGGAUUCGUUUUGCUAUAAAAAGAACGACCCUCACUGAAGCAGAGGGGGUUUAUUGUCUUUUUGAUUUUAUAGAACAAAUUAUUUUGGAAUUGCAAAAAUUCCCGUUAAAAAGAAACUAUUUUCCUAUCGAUUUACCUUUUAUAUUACACACCCUCGACAUAAUUCUUUCCAGGUCCGAUCACACGAUAUCGCUACUUAGAGCCUUAUCAUUUAUCUAUGUCCACUUUGGAUUUUUGACAUCUCAUGCAGCCUUACUAGAUUUAUUGUGCAAUCGGAUUAUGUUGGAUACACAAACAUUUGAACGAUUGUUACUGCAUUGGGGUAAAAAUGUCCGCAUAUUCUUUAUUAGAUGUCUCAUGUGGCGCGUGGGUCGAGUUUGGCACUCCUCCGGUAUCCGGUGGAACAGUGAAGCAGAGCAAAUGGUAAAAAUGAUGGUGAGAGGAAAUAAUGAUGCUGUUAUGUGUGACGGCCACUCUUGUUGGUCUCAAUGGAUGGAUAAAUCAUCAAAAGUUGAAAAUAAUGCCAAAUUAGUGUCCGCAGAAAUGAAGGCGUACCAGCAAUGUUCACUAGAGGUUCAUAUUGUAUUGGAAGCGUUAAUGGCUUCAUUCCACAGAAACCAUUCUUACUUUCAACAUUCUUUUACAGGACUACAGAGUCGAGAUAAGCUGGAUUUUGUAAUUUCAUCUACCAACAGCUCAUGUACGUCACCUAUUCCUGACAGGAUCCGAUGCUUUUCAUCACAACUAGCGAUUCUAUCAACAGACUCGGGUUAUUUAUCACCCUCUUUUUGUACAGCAACAGAUGACACGAUUAGUAUUGACAGCAGCUCCGCUCGUUCGAAUAGCCACAAGAGAAGUAGAGCUUCACCCAAUUCGAAGAAACGACAUAUGAUGACGAGGUCUCGAACAGGAAAAGGUAGACUUUUGAGACUCUUCAAUAACAACUCAUCAACUUUGAGCGACAAUGAUGAUGAAAUGACAGAUGAUGAUGGCUCUUAUUUUGCCAGUUCCAAAGAUGAUGUAGUCGGCGAGAUUAUGCUUCAAGAUGGUGAUGAUGUUCCACUUGCAAACGAAUUUUAUACCGUGAGUAGUCCUUAUACAUCCUCAUCUUUCCAGCCUGCUCAUGAUGAUCAGUCAUCUUCAACAGAAAUGUUUUCUUCUGAGAAACCAUCAGUAAGGCAGAAAUCCCCAGAAGAUACAAUGGAGGGAAAAUCGGAGGAUCAAGCAGAUGAUGUUUCUCAUGUCCCCUCACCUGCAGGUUUCCCAUCGCAAAAUAAUACAGAGGAGGACAUGGUGGUCUGCUAUGAGUCACUUCAUGAGAAAGAAAAAGAAAAUGAUAUGGAAAUGACAUAUUACGAAGCUCCAGUAAUGCUUGUGUGCGCACGAAGUUGGAAAUACCCGCCAUCAAGUCACGUGUAUGCGUCGAAAAUUCUUUCAGAGAUGAAGGUGAUAAUGCAUGAAUAUUGUAUUUGGUUAGAGAAGACACAAGAAGCAAGGUCCAAAUCAUCAAUGAUAUUUGUGCCGCGACUGUCUUUGGAUUGGCCCAAAAAUUGGACGUAUACUCAUAACUAA